CCAGAAGGUCUCAACUCAUUCAACUUUCAUCACUCAUACGCUUGCAAUCGUCCAUGUCCAGACCGACGGUGUGCUUGGCAACGACCCAUACCGCCCCAUCAACGCAUUCCUUCGGAUCGCGCUCGGAUUUGAGGAGAGACAGCACACUGGCGCUCAAGCGGCAUCUUUCAAGACACACUGUACUCAGUGGAUUGUGUCGCGUCGGGCGUCUUGGGCCUUCCCAGCCGCGGGAGAUCUACACGACUUCCGUCAAGUGUUGCAACCCGGCUCGAUGCCGACCGUUGCAAAUCCACCAGCGAGUUCCAGCCCUACAGAUAUCGAUAUCGCGAUUGCGAAGUUGACAGCAUAUCGUAAUGUGGUAGGAUUCGUAGUCGUAAGUCGGCCCAGCCGAGAAGACGCAAAAUAUGCGGUAAUUCGGUCCGGCGGGCAAGAGUUCGAGGGCACAACCGGCGAAUCGAAAAUGCGGGCAGUCGUCAGGCUGGUGAAGACAUCUGUCUCAGAUCUCAAUGCGAGGAUGGGCGAGAUCGAAAAUGUCCAAGAUAGCACAAUGUCUUUCAUACGCUUACGCAGCGACCGAAGUGAGGUUUUAAUAGUACCAAGCACAGAGUUUGUGCUUGCAGUACUGCAUGUGAGUACUGUGGUGUGAUAUGUGAUCUAUCACUGCUCCCGCGAUUGUCCUGCGUAGGCUCAGACUCGUCCACUAUUUUUGUACAAAGGACCCCAAAAUAGCACCU
Messenger RNA from Tilletiaria anomala UBC 951, 734 nucleotides. RefSeq lists its product as uncharacterized. Lineage: Eukaryota; Fungi; Basidiomycota; Exobasidiomycetes; Georgefischeriales; Tilletiariaceae. The transcript has 3 exons. The record is from RefSeq and is a predicted model, not a curated record. Bases 272 to 646 code for a protein of 124 amino acids.